Phoenix dactylifera (date palm) is the source of this 3102-nucleotide messenger RNA. RefSeq names its product DNA topoisomerase, type IA, core. Gene Ontology annotation, cellular component: nucleus. Gene Ontology annotation, molecular function: DNA topoisomerase type I (single strand cut, ATP-independent) activity; DNA binding. Gene Ontology annotation, biological process: DNA recombination; DNA topological change; DNA repair. The record is from RefSeq and is a predicted model, not a curated record. Lineage: Eukaryota; Viridiplantae; Streptophyta; Magnoliopsida; Arecales; Arecaceae.
CUCUCUCUUCCUUUCGCUGUCGCGAAUUCGACUCUCCUCCCAGCUCUUGAGAUCGCGCCCUACUCGCUCGCUCUCCGCUCCGCCCCCGAGAUGGCGCCCAAGGUUCUAAUGGUCGCGGAGAAGCCCAGCAUCGCUCUCUCGGUAGCCUCGGCGCUUUCUGGUGGUCGGAUGUCUACACGGAGGGGCAGUACUGAUGUACAUGAGUUUGAUGGAAUGUUUCGGGGACUUCAUGCACAUUUCAAAGUGACAUCUGUUAUUGGUCAUGUCUUCAGUGUAGAUUUUCCACCAACAUACCAGAACUGGGAAGUGACUGAUCCAAUGGAUCUUUUCCAAGCACCAAUUUUGAAGUCAGAAUCAAACCCGAAGGCUCAUAUUCGUAGGCAUCUGUCUCAAGAAGCUAAAGGAUGCGGCUACUUGGUUUUAUGGUUGGAUUGUGAUCGUGAAGGUGAAAAUAUAUGCUAUGAAGUUAUUGACUGUACUGGAAUACAUGAAAACGAUGCUGGAAGAAGAAUUUACCGUGCUCGAUUUUCAUCUGUUACUGAGAAAGAUAUAUUGAAGGCCAUGGACAACCUUGUUGCACCCAACAAAGAUGAAGCAUUGGCUGUAGAUGCACGCCAAGAAAUUGAUUUGAAGGUUGGAGUAGCCUUUACUCGAUUUCAGACUCGCUAUUUUCAGGGGAAGUAUGGAAACCUUGAUUCUAGAGUCAUUUCCUAUGGCCCAUGUCAAACUCCUACUCUGGGAUUCUGUGUACAGCGUUAUAUGCAGAUUACUACAUUUAAGCCAGAAAAGUAUUGGUCUUUGAAUCCUUGUAUAAUAAAAGAUGGUUAUGAACUACGUUUAGAAUGGGAUCGUAACAAAGUAUUUGACUACGAUGUUGCCGUGAUGUUUCAAAAGCUGGUAUCUGAUAAUCAUACUCUAAAAGUGACAGAUAUUUCGACAAAAGAAGAGUGCAAAAAUCGCCCCUGUGGCCUUAACACAGUUAACAUGCUGAAGGUUGCCUCAAGCGCACUAGGGUUUGGACCUCAUAUGGCGAUGCAGUUAGCAGAGAGAUUAUACACUCAAGGCUUUAUCAGUUAUCCACGUACAGAGAGCACAGCAUACCCUUCAUCAUUUGACUUUAGAGCUGCACUUGGUGUACAACUAUAUAACCCUAUAUGGGGCAAUGAUGUGCGGGCACUACUAGCUGAUGGUUUUCAUAAGCCGCGAUGUGGAUUAGAUGCAGGUGACCAUCCUCCCAUUACUCCAAUGCGAUCGGCAACAGAGGACAUGUUAGGAAACGAUGCUUGGAGACUGUACCAAUACAUUUGUCAGCAUUUUAUCGGCACUGUUAGCCCUGAUUGUCAUUAUACAAGGACUAAAGUAGAAUUUGCAGCUGGUGGGGAGCUGUUUCACUCAGUUGGGCAACGUGUUACUGCUAAAGGAUUCACAUCUAUCAUGCCAUGGAUGGCAGUUGGUGAGAAGAAUCUUCCGCAGUUUACUAAGGGGGAGAAGAUUGAUAUUCUAAAAGUUGACUUAUACGAGGGCAGUACAUCACCUCCAGACUACCUCAGUGAGAGCGAGCUAAUUUCGCUCAUGGAAAAGAAUGGGAUAGGUACAGAUGCUUCAAUUCCUGUACACAUAAACAACAUCUGCGAGCGCAACUAUGUGCAGGUCAAUUCUGGAAGGAGGUUGGUACCGAUGGCCCUAGGGACCACUCUGAUAAGGGGAUAUCAAUGCAUUGAUCCAGACCUUUGUUUGCCAGACAUCCGCGGCUUUAUUGAGCAGCAGAUCGCCCUGAUUGCUAAAGGAAAAGCUGAUCAUAUCCAUGUUGUGCAGCACGUCCUUCAACAAUUUAAACAGAAGUAUACUUACUUCGUUAGAAAGAUUGAAAACAUGGAUGCUCUCUUUGAAGCACAGUUCUCACCCUUAGCAGACUCGGGGCGUCUGCUGAGCAAAUGUGGAAAAUGUACUCGGUACAUGAAAUACAUUUCUGCUCAGCCACAACGGUUAUAUUGUGUGACUUGUGAGGAGGUCUAUUACCUCCCUCAGAAUGGCACCAUAAAGCUUUACAAGGAACUUGCAUGCCCUCUAGAUGGCUUUGAGUUGGUGCUCUUUUCCAUGGCAGGCCCUGAUGGGAAGACAUUCCCACUCUGCCCCUAUUGCUAUAAUAGCCCCCCAUUUGAAGGAAUUGACAAACUGUUUGGUGCCCUCAAGCUUGGAAGUUCUGGAAAGAUAGGAAAGGGAGCGGGUAUGCCAUGCUUUCUCUGCCCUCAUCCAACAUGUCGACACUCUCUAAUAUCCCAAGGAGUUUGUGCUUGCCCUGAGUGCAGUGGUACACUUGUCCUCGAUCCAGUUAGUGCACCCAGAUGGAGGCUUUACUGCAACAUGUGCAACUGCCUUGUCUCCCUCCCACAGGGUGCUCAUCGAAUCUCAACUACAGGCAAGAAGUGCCCUGAAUGUGACUCAACAAUCAUCGAAGUGGACUUUAAUAAGAGGACAACACCCCUGAGCGAUGGAGCAACUUUACAUGUGGGUUGCAUCUUGUGUGAUGAGUUACUGCAUUCGCUCGUGGAGAUGAAGCAUGGCAAAUCUUUUUUCAGGCGCGGAAGAGGGAGAGGUAGAGGUCGAGGGAGAGCAAGCAGCAGGGGUAGGGGUAGGGGUCGCUCAAAAUAUGAGGAUCCAAAGAUGAGUUUCCGAGAUUUCUAAGCAGAGCAUGCUGUUUCGUUUUGGCUUGACAUCUCCUGUUCUUGAACCAGGAAAGAUGUUUUUAUCAAUGUACAACAUUGAUGCAAUGGAAUCUCAGGCCUCUAUCACCACAUCUAAAGGUUUUUUGCUUCCUGGAGCUGCAGAAUGGCAAGAUUUGAUGCUGGAAUCUUUGCUCUGUUAGGGCGCAUGAUUUAUAGUUAUGAAGUUCUCAAACGUGAUUUCAGUGUAAAACUAAAGGAUGUUGCUGAUACUAGAUGUCUGUCGAUGUAUUUCUAGCAACCAGACACGCCUCAAUGAUGUUCAGACACUCUGUAUCAUUCUUAUUGCAAUUAUAUGUGCUGUAUGGAUUUAUGACACAGCGAUUAUUGUAUACUUUUAGAAAAGUAAUAUAUUUUCAGAAAAGUAAUCUGAUAUUAA